CAUGCGCACACGGAGCCCGACGUCACGCACGCAGGCGAGCCGCUGGGGGAGAGUUCGGGAGCUGGCUUAUUUUUUUCCUUCUACGUCAAAUAAAUUUCUCUUUCCCCCCCGUAAACGAUGUCAGAGUUAGACAGCAACCCGUUCGCCGACCCGGUGGAUGUGAACCCCUUCCAGGAUGCCUCGGUCACACAAGCCAUCAGCAAGGUCAAUGAAAUCACCGGAGAGUAUAACCCAUUCUCUGCAACUGAAAUGGGAACCUACACUGGAACAACCAUCCCAGUCUCUGCGGUCUCCCCAUCCCAGCCUGCUGUACUUCAGACCUCUGUGGAGCAAAGUGCACAAGCAACCGUUGCAGCAGCUCAGACUAACCUGAUCAAACAGCAGGAGGAACUGGAGAGGAAAGCUGCAGAGCUGGAGCGAAAGGAGCAGGAGUUGCAGAACAGGAGCACAAGCAGAGACUCGAACUCAGGAGCUAAGGAGAACAACUGGCCACCUCUUCCAAAGUUCUCUCCCAUAAAGCCGUGCUUCUACCAGAACUUUGAGGAGGAAAUCCCAGAAGACUACCGCAGAAUAUGCAAGAGGAUGUACUACCUCUGGAUGUUCCAUGGCGCCACGCUUUUCCUCAACGUGCUGGCUUGUCUGGCGUAUUUCACCGCUGAUGCUGGUAAAGGUGUUGACUUUGGUCUGUCCAUCCUUUGGUUCAUCCUCUUCACCCCUGUGUCCUUCGUCUGCUGGUACAGGCCUGUUUACAAAGCCUUCAGGUCUGACAGCUCCUUCAGCUUCUUUUUCUUCUUUUUUGUCUUCUUCUUCCAAGUGGCGGUUUACAUCAUCCAGUCCGUGGGAAUCCCCUCAUGGGGAAACAGUGGAUGGAUCUCAUCAAUUAGCAUGAUUGGUUCAAACUUGGCGGUCGCUGUGGUUAUGAUGGUAGUAGCUGGUUUUUUCACUGUCAACGCUGUCAUGGGUGUCAUCCUGCUGAAAAUGGUCCACUCCAAGUACAGAAGGACGGGUGCGAGCUUCACCAAGGCUCAGCAGGAGUUUUCCCAAGGAGUCCUGACCAAUCGCACCUUCCAGAGCGCUGCAACUAGUGCUGCCACCACUGCUGCCCAGGGUGCUUUCAGCAGCAACCAAGGGCCCUAAUCUCCUCCCGAAAUACCUGUAGAUGUUUCGACAUUUAACAGAGGUUUGCCAAAAUACAAUCAGAAACUCAUGACAAAAAUCUGCAUUACAAAGUGUAAAAAAAUUGGAAUCUCGAACACAGAAUUACAAAGAACAUUGAAGGACCAUAAAGAGGUGAAACAAGAAGUCAUGGUGAUGCAUGCAAUGCCUUGAACGUGGCUUAGUUGUUGAAUUUUGGACUUUCUUUAUAUUCGUGUGCAAUAUGUCUUAAAGUUACAUCCAUGUGUAGUGCUCCAGGAAAACAGGCUGGUUUUUAAAAAAAUGUUUCAUGUAAAUCUCAACAGUCAAUUUGGAAGCACCAUAAAGAGGCCUUAAGAACAAAUUAGAUGCAUUAAUGUAGGAUUUAGUGAAUUAUUGAGUUCCACCCCAUAGUAUGCAGUCUAUAAAGCAACCCAAGUAUCCUUCUGGUCUGAAUAUUAGUACUUCCAGACUAUCUAUAAAGAUAAAAUGAUUUCAGAUUGUUCUUUUACUUUGUUCUGCUUUCUAAAUUUGAUGUUUUUAUGUAUAUAAGACAUGCACAUGAGCUGAUGACUAAUGAAGGUGAUGGGAUGAAGGUCUGUCUUUGUUCUCUUUUAAUCAGCGUACUGAGUUAUGGAAUGUGUCUAAACAGGUAAAUGAAGAUGUGAUUCGGGGGGGGGGGGGGGGGGCUAUGUUUUUUUUGUUUUCAAUAUUGUGUUUUGAAGGACAAAUUUGUCUUUAGUCGUGACUGAGCCUUGCUGUAAUUACAAAGUAAUGCAUUCAGGUUUGUCACAGAUUUACGGAUGAAUAUUGGACACAAGUGCUUUCAUGAGCUGAAAGAACAUAUUUCCAGUGCACAUAAAUGUGUUACAUCUAGUUACUUGAUGGGUUUUAGGAUUUGUAAGACUUGGCAUGUAAAUGUAUAUAAAACUGACGACUUCUAUAUUUAUGGUACUAUAACACUGAAUCCAAUUUAGACUUUGUGCGUUUUUAAUGGUCAUAGUUUUCUUAGUUUUGUCUUAAACCUUUUGAUAUGAUUGUAUCUCUGUGGAAAGAUGGUCUGGGUGUAGUUUUUCAUGUCAUGAUCAAAUGUGUAUUAAAAUGUAUUGUAAAUAUGUUUAUUUAAACUAUUUACUGGUUGGGUAUUUGUUGGAGACAAGGUUCUGCCUGAACAAGCAAUAAAACGCUGAUUUAAAAUAUC
Fundulus heteroclitus (mummichog) is the source of this 2335-nucleotide messenger RNA. RefSeq names its product secretory carrier membrane protein 2, like (gene scamp2l). The transcript is spliced from 9 exons. The coding region runs from base 118 to 1137 and encodes 339 amino acids. Gene Ontology annotation, cellular component: trans-Golgi network membrane; recycling endosome membrane. The record is from RefSeq and is a predicted model, not a curated record. Lineage: Eukaryota; Metazoa; Chordata; Actinopteri; Cyprinodontiformes; Fundulidae. Gene Ontology annotation, biological process: protein transport.